Molecule: messenger RNA, 1234 nt
Organism: Moneuplotes crassus
Lineage: Eukaryota; Ciliophora; Spirotrichea; Euplotida; Euplotidae
Source: the annotation of a GenBank genome assembly
UUUCUCUGGAAUGUACGAUUUUGACGACAGAUUCUUUGCCGAAAAUGCAGAUUUAAUGAGAUUCAGGGUAAUUCUCGAAGUUGGGAUUAGCUCCUCGACGCCAACAUUCUUAUACCUAAUAGAUAAGCAUCAUUGCCAAUCAGUAAAAGAGCUUAGGACAGAGAUUAUCAAGAACUUCUCAUUGACCAAAGACCACACGAUUCUUCUUUGGAAGCGGACAGACAUCAUCAUGGAUAUAGAAGCUGUUAUGCCAAAUGAUUUCCUCACAAUUCUUACCCAAAAAGAUUAUGAAAUCCUCCGUAGGAAGACCUGGACAAGAGACCAGAUCCAUAAGGAAGUUGAAAAACUCGAAAUCGGGCCUAAUAUCGCUUCAAAAGUGAGGAAAUUCAAUCUAGAUCCUCCUUCAAAGCGGAUCAAGCCAAAUGUGUUCCCACUCGAGUCACCUGGUGGUGAACUCGAAGAAGAUGAAUACACUUGCAGAGAGAUGGAGGUUUUUCAGGCAAAAGAUCACUUCAAAGGAAUAUCUGAGGACAAACUUCACCUGUGAUAUAUAGAGAAGAUAGAAAAGGUCGAUCCUACUAGACCUACUUCCAAAUACAACAGAGAGAAGCUUAAGCUGAAAGAGAUCAGCCCGAUGGUCAUGAAGAGAAUUAUGGAAGCCGAUGAUUCACAGUAUCAAACAAUUGACUGGGAGUUCUACUUUGCUGAAGAAGCACUCGAUAGUGUUAUCAAGAAAGCAAAAGAAAUAGCAAAAAAUAAAGGAUUUAAUCUGUGUGAGACCAGCUCAAAAUGUCUUUAUACUAAUGAGCUAAAGCUCCAAUGCACAAAGGCAGAGAUGGGAUGACAAUUUGAGUUAAUUUAUUUCAAAAAUGAUGUGAUUAACAAAUAUGAGAUGCAUGAUUGCAAGCUCCUACAUAACCAUGUUGUGACUCCUCCUAAGCAUGGGAAAUAUAACCUGGCCACUAAGAGAGUAUCCAAGAAAGUAACCCCAAUUGAAGAGUUAGAGAAGAGCGGAAAAUACAAGAACUAUCCUCUAUCUAGCAAUGAUGUGAUGAGAAUUGCAAAUGAAGCAAUUCAAGAGUCACUGUCUAAAACAAAGGAUUCUAAGAGCUUAGACGCACAGAAGGGGGAUAAGAUUUUGGUUAAAGAACGGCUUUUUCCCACUAAAGUUAAUAACCUUGAAGACCUACUUGGAGGCUCUUAUUGCACAGCUUAUAUCAAAGAGAUUAAGUAA